Molecule: messenger RNA, 902 nt
Organism: Limulus polyphemus (Atlantic horseshoe crab)
Lineage: Eukaryota; Metazoa; Arthropoda; Merostomata; Xiphosura; Limulidae
Product: protein lethal(2)essential for life-like
Exons: 1
Coding region: 80-619 (179 amino acids)
Biological process (GO): protein refolding; response to heat
Molecular function (GO): protein folding chaperone; structural constituent of eye lens
Source: RefSeq, a predicted model, not a curated record
CGUUGCGUUCAUAUUACAGUUGCCGUAUUACUGGUAGUGAGAAGUCAAAGCUAUUUCGACUUUAUUAAAUAUUGUUAGUAUGGCUUUUUCACGUGGUUUAAUACCUGCAUUAUUUGGCCGAGAUUGGUGGGAAACAGGAGAUUUUCCAAGUCGUAUCGCAGAUCAGCAUUUCGGGCUUGGGCUUCAUGACAGUGAUAUUUUUACGCCAACCAUGUAUCAUGGCUACUACAGGCGGCCCCGGCGACAAGUAAGCCGUCAGUCAAGAGGCGGUCAUUCGCAGGUGAAAAACGAAGCUGAUAAAUUCCAGGUUUUACUUGAUGUUAGUCAUUUUGCUCCUAACGAAAUAAAUGUGAAAACUAUAGAGAAUUUCGUUGUCAUUGAAGGUAAACACGAAGAAAAACCAGAUGAGCACGGCCUUAUAUCCCGACAAUUCGUACGACGAUACAUGUUGCCCAAAGAAGUUGACCCAGAAACUGUACAAUCUUCCCUGAGUUCGGACGGAAUCUUGACGGUUGAGGCACCUAAGAAAGCCUUGGAGGGUGAACAGCCAAAUGAACGAGUGGUACAGAUACAAAUGAGCGACAAACCGGCAUUGAAAGAAGGACAGCAAGAACAGUAAAAAUGUACACUAAAUAUAAUGUUAGUGUUGAGCUACUGUUACUUUUAAUUUUAUACUGAAUUGGAAUCUAGCCAAAUGAUUCAUAUGUGUCAACUAAAAAUGUGUAACAAGUAUUUUUAUGAGGUUUGAUUUUUGGCGCUACUACUACUAGACGGAAUAAUUAAGUUUAAAUAAUAACCAUUUGUCAUCGUUUUGUUUGAAUGUAAUAGUUUGUCAUUUUCUUCAAGUUGUAAUAAUCAGUCCUUAGUAGUAAUAAAAAUAAAUAAUGAGAAGUUCGACUAUU